Molecule: messenger RNA, 540 nt
Organism: Aureobasidium melanogenum CBS 110374
Lineage: Eukaryota; Fungi; Ascomycota; Dothideomycetes; Dothideales; Saccotheciaceae
Exons: 2
Biological process (GO): proteasome-mediated ubiquitin-dependent protein catabolic process; regulation of proteolysis
Cellular component (GO): cytoplasm
Molecular function (GO): ubiquitin protein ligase binding
Source: RefSeq, a predicted model, not a curated record
CUCUUCAACGAUCAAACCACCUCAGAUGUGCUCGUCAAGUUCGGCAUCAAGCAUCAACUCUAUGCACACAAGCAUAUCCUGGCAGCAAAGUCGGCGUACUUCAGGAAAGCAUUCACCGGCGGCUUCUCUGUAUACGAGAUCAUCCUGACCGAUGAACACAACCCAGAGAAUCCAGAAGCAAUCCAAGCGAUGAUCCGCCACAUCUAUGACCUACCCUUCAACGACCAAGAACGUACACCUCGGACGAACCUGAAGCAGAUGGAUAUUGCUUUCCAUAUCGAUACAUUCCUUGCGGCUGAUGAGUACGAUGUUCCCACGCUUCGAGAUGAGGUCCUAUAUGUCUUCUGGAAAGUGAUGAUGAUGUCAUGGGAAGUACCAAGCUUCUUCUACGAGAUCAGUAACCUCUGCAGACUUAGCACUGGGGACUGUCGCCUCCGCGAGCUUGCAGUAUCUUUUUGUGUCAAACAUGCCAGCAUGCUGUUCGAGGAGAGCUCCUGGGCUCAACAGCUACUCAGUCAAGAUCCACUGUUCGGCAGACUC